AUGGGCCGCAUUUUGUUCGUGUACACCUCUUGCUCGAAGUCCUUGACAGGCAGUGGCACAGGAUGGUACUUGCCUGAAGCCGCCCACCCUUACUAUGAGGCUGAUACCCUGCGCGAAGUCCUCGCACAACACCACACGAUUGACUUCGCUGCACCGAACGGGCCGAACCCACCCGUUGACGAGAACAGUGUGCAGAUGUUCAAGGAUGAUGAGAGCCAACAGUUCUUGAAGGACGAGACCGUCACGAAGAAGUUCGCUGAGAGCAAGAAGCUCUCAGAGGUCGAUUCCUCGCAGUAUGACGCGGUCUUCUACGUCGGCGGGCACGGUCCUGUGAUCGACCUCGCUUCCGAUCCUGUGAACAUCAAGCUGGCGAACGAGUUCUGGAGGUCGGGAAAGAUCACAUCUGCUGUUUGCCACGGGCCUGCUGCUCUUGUGGGGGUAACCGACGAGGCCGGCAACUCGGUUUUCAAGGGACGAUCUGCGACAUGCUUCACCAAUGAGGAAGAGGUGCAGGUUGACGGUGUGAAGAUCAUCCCCUUCUUGGUUGAAGAUAAGAUCAAGUCCCUUGGAGGAAAGUUUGACAAAACCGAGCCCUGGGGAGUCAAGGUCUGCGUCGAUGGAAAGCUGAUCACAGGUCAGAACCCUGCAUCCGCAAAGGGUGUCGGAGAAGCCAUCCAUGCGGCGCUGUAA
Molecule: messenger RNA, 690 nt
Organism: Fomitopsis serialis
Lineage: Eukaryota; Fungi; Basidiomycota; Agaricomycetes; Polyporales; Fomitopsidaceae
Product: class I glutamine amidotransferase-like protein
Exons: 7
Coding region: 1-690 (229 amino acids)
Source: RefSeq, a predicted model, not a curated record